Ictalurus furcatus (blue catfish) is the source of this 3756-nucleotide messenger RNA. RefSeq names its product ras association domain-containing protein 8 (gene rassf8a). The record is from RefSeq and is a predicted model, not a curated record. The transcript has 5 exons. Bases 437 to 1774 code for a protein of 445 amino acids. NCBI's taxonomy places the organism in Eukaryota, Metazoa, Chordata, Actinopteri, Siluriformes, Ictaluridae. Gene Ontology annotation, biological process: signal transduction.
CAAUGCACCGCGCUGUCCCGGAGCCGUUGCCAUGUUAGAGCAGUAUGGGGGAGUUUCCCGCAGAAUGCGCCGUUACACAUCGUGAAAACUUUUCCCUCUGAUCGUUAGUCCGCUCGUUUCAGUCUUUCUCUUGCUGCAGGAAAACCUCCAUGUUUGUUUACAAAGCCUUCAUAACGGAUAUCCCCAUCCGGCGAGUGUGUUAAUAGGCAGGAAAAUGAACAAAACUGCGUUUCGUUGUCCAUUUCUUCACCAAACUUCAGACGCGGUAACGUCAGGUCUGGGAAAAACAGUCAAAACGGGUUGUUUUCUUCAGGCUACAGAUUAAAGUGUGUGUGUGUGUGCAGUGUGGCCGUGUUGACUGGUGCUAAUCACAGCUGCGGUCUGCAGGAAUGAGGAAGCAGAGCUAGAGGCCCAACUCUGCAGCGCCUGUGUCAGGAUGGAGCUGAAGGUUUGGGUGGAUGGAAUCCAGCGAGUGGUCUGUGGAGUCACAGAGGCCACCACCUGUCAGGAAGUGGUCAUUGCACUGGCUCAGGCUAUAGGUCGCACUGGACGCUACACACUAAUCGAGAAAUGGAGAGAUUCUGAGCGACACUUGGCUCCUCAUGAGAGCCCCGUGGCCUCGUUAAACACUUGGGGUCAGUAUGCUGGCGAUGUCCAGUUCAUUCUGCACCGCACUGGCCCUUCUCUCACAGAGCGCCCUCCAUCCGAGGGGCCCCCUGUCUCCCGGGGCCCUGAGCGCGGCCUGCACCGCCAGAGCCUCCCUAUUAUGGCUAAGCUCCGCGCCCAGGGUGAGCGAUCUCUCCGCCGUCGUGAACCACGCCGCAAAUCCCUCACAUUUACUGGGGCGCCACGUGGCCUUAGAGACAUCCUUAAUGGCACGAGAAUUGGAGAAAGAGACUCUAAGCGCUGUGUUGUUCUGAUGAACAGUGCCCCACAAAGCCUGUCCAGAUCCCCACGGCUACCUUCAAGUCGUGUGGAAGAGUUGACCCGCCUUGUGAGGCUGCAGAGGGAGUCUCUGACUGUUCUGGAGCGCCGAACAGAGGCAUGCGAUGCAGAGCUGCAGUCAUGGAGCCAAAAGAGACCAAACACCGAGGACUCCUGGGCAAUCAUGACAGAGGAGAUGGUGCGGCUAGAGCAGCAACUAUGUAGGAACCAGGUGGAGGUGGAGGAGGAGGAGUUUUGGGCCAGCGAGCUACAGAUUGAGCUUGAGAGCGAGAGGCAGCUGGAAGAGCGGCUGCAGGAGGUGCGCACUCGGCUCCGAGCCUGCGAGACUGAGCUGGAGCAGAGGCUGUCCCGUCUGCAUGGCAUGGAGGCAGGGCUGGAGGCCCAGCGGCAGCAGGAGCAGACGAGGGAGAACCAGCUGUGGAGUGAAGGAGAAGUGAAGGCAAGGCUGCAGACAGUGAAGGCUGAACUCAAAGCUCAGGCUCAGCACACAGCACAGUUGGAAAACAGCUGCAGGGCUGUGGAGAGGUCACUGAGUCAGUCUAGUAAGAGACUGCAGGAUAGUCAGUAUGAGCUUGAGCAGCUAACUAAAGAGCUGAGGCAGGUGAAUCUUCAGCAGUUCAUCCAGCAGACUGGCACUAAAGUGACCGUACUGCCUGUGGAACCUAGUGACGUGGAGGCCAGCAUCCCCCCUGUGCCUCAGGAAUCAGAUUUCGCAGCACUGACUGGUUCGUUGAAGCGCCCAGGCCUGUCUCAUGCAGUUGGAGUUAACCUGCGGGUGCUACACAGCCCCAUCACCUCAGCCCUCAACCCUGAGGGCAUCUACGUCUGAGGAACACUUGCAAACACCUUUACACAGCCACUGAAAAACAUCCGAGUUUUUCAACAGUCCAUGCGAUUUCAUAAAAGUAUUAAGUGAUGCAUCAAGACUGUUUAGAAAGGCAGUCACAGGAAGUGAAUUGUUGGUUAAGGCCGGUAGUUAAUGUUUGUCUUUGCGAUGUUGGACAGCUGAUGGAGCAACACAGUAAGAAGCGUGAAAGAGAAAUGAAGGUAUACAUUAUCAGAGGUGGGUAGAGUAGUCAAAGAUUUUACUCGAGUACAAGUAAAACUACUUAUAAAAAUAAUUACUCAGGUAAUAGUAAUAAUGUUAAUAAUUACUUGAGUAAGAGUAAUAAGGUAGCCAACACAUUCCGGAUGCAUUCAGACCACAGCAGCGUACCGUGAGACUCGCAACCUCAUUAUACAUGAUAUAAACGAAUUAUUAAAACUACGUAACUGUAUUUAUUAAUAUUUAAUAGUAACAGAGGAACACCACCAAAUGUAACAAAAGUACAUUUCUGUGACUAAAAAUGAACUUGAGUAAGUAUAAGUAUGGCCAGUUAAACCUACUCUUAGAAGUACUUUUUCUUUUUCUUUUUUUUUUUUUUCUUUUUUUUUUUUAAGUUACUCAAGUAAAUGCAGCACGUUACUACCCACCUCUGUACAUUAUUUUGGUAAUGGUAAACUGGAAACAUACCUCAAAACAAGACCCAUCUGUUAGCUGUAAUAUCUGCUAUGAACUCUGAUAAAAGAUUGUUUAUUUCCUGUAUGGCGACUGUGGGGCAACAGACCUGUAUGAGGAAGGAUAUAUUUAGGGAUGAGUUACUUCAGAAAUGUGAAUAUAUUUUUUUGCAAAGCUGUUUAAUUGUUAAUUCAUCCACAAAGUGAGUUGUUCACAUAAGCAUCAUGACACCUGCACCUUUCUGUCUUUACUGUGGCAUCAUAUUUUAUGCUGAAGUUUAUAUUUUGCCACAGUUGGUAUUAUUUCUUUGUGUACUCCACAUUUAGAUUUUUUAGUGAUGUUGAGCCAAAGAUGCCUGCUAAUAUGUAUAUUUUUGGUAGCCAUAAUCGAACUGCUUGGAUGCAGUUUUAUAGCAAUACAUCUCUGGCUAUAUAAUUAGCUCAUUUUCAUCAUGUUUACCUUUUAGGUUUUACUAAUAUAUAGCUUAUGCAAGACAAUUUGCCAUGGACAUGUGUAAAACUGAGCUUUGCAUUCGUAUUAAAUAAACUUUGCAGUAUUAAAGUAUAUUAUGCUUGACAAAUCAUAGAUUGGGCUCUGUCAAUUAACCAGUUUAUAACUGUUAUAAUUGUAAUCAGUGCCUUAAAUCUUUAUUGAAGCAUUAACAUGAUCAAAUCCAGAUCAAAAUGGGGAGCUCCCAAGUCUGUUUAUAUGAGAAACAGAUGGUGAUGUUGAACUAACAUGCAUCUUUUAUUUUAUAUAAAAACACAUCGGCUGUGUUUGAAGUCCCUCGUUUUAUUUCAUUUUCAUUGUUCAUACUGCUACACAAAACACUAAGUGGGGGACAAGUGUGUGAAUCAUGGCAUCACCCAGUUUCAGAAGCUUCAGUCAUGCUAGCAUAAUAUUUUAUGUACCAUUAUUUAAAGGAAUUAAUGCUCAGUGCUCUCUGGUGCCAUUUUAAUAAAAGGCCUUGUAUAUAGAAUAUAAAUCAAACAUGUUCUGUAAAUGUUGAACUAGAUGAACUAGAUGGAAAUUCAGACUGGGCAAUAGUGUUAUCCACUAUAAGCUGGUGCAUGAAAUUGAUAGGGAUUCCAAACACAGCCACUGUUGCUUUGUGCUCACUGCUGCAUUUUAUGCAUUUUAUGUGCUUGUGAAGAGUGUCAAUUUUUAGUUUCUUUAAAUAUUUUUUCUACUUUGAAACUGUAUUUUAAAAAUGUGGUAAUGCCAUUGAUAUGUAAAUGAUACAUAUUGCUUAUAAAACUCUGUGUUUUAUUGCACUGCAUUUCAACAUUAAAAUCAAAUUAACACGUGUUUAA